UUUAUCUGCACCGUCCUGCAAAGCCCACAUCAUGCAGGAGUCCUUCGCUGUCCACUGGCUGAAGGUGCUGAAGGAGCUUCUAGCUUUUGUGCUGUUCAGUUAUACGGUGCUGUUUGGUGCCUUGUUGCUGGCUGGCUGGACCACUUAUUUCCUGGUGCUUAAGUGACAGCCGUUCCUGCGCUCCAUCUGCGAAGAUAAUAGAAGAAGCUGGCAUGUCAAGCUGUAACUUGCCCUCUGAUAUUGACUUUAAUUUUUUUCCCCUUGUUUGGGGUAUUCUCUAAAACCCGCUCUCGUUUUCACCUUUUAUGUUCCCCUUUU
Molecule: messenger RNA, 318 nt
Organism: Eublepharis macularius
Lineage: Eukaryota; Metazoa; Chordata; Lepidosauria; Squamata; Eublepharidae
Exons: 1
Coding region: 32-166 (44 amino acids)
Source: RefSeq, a predicted model, not a curated record